GGGACCACUAUUCUCUGUGGCAGGCCCGCUUUUAUCAAAGGGCAGUGCAGAAGAGGGCGGGGAUGCACGGCACAUGCUCAGUGCUGUCUCUACUGCCUGCCCAGCUGCCGGCUGCAGUGUCUCUGCCCGUGGCUCGCUACCAUGCUGCCUUGCCCCUCCACCCCGGCCAUCAGAGAGGAGCUGGUGCAUGAAGAACAGCAUGAAGUCGGCAAAAUGAAAGUGGAGUGUAAGCGACUUGUUCGGGAACGAGAUGAGGCUGAGAGGCAGCUGAAACAGAUUAAGCGAGUUUCACAGAUGGUUAUAGAAGAAGUUAACGCUCUGCACACACAGUUGGAGAUUGAGAAGUCGUGUCGAGAGAAUGCAGAGGUCUUGGCCACUAAGCUCAGUCAUGAAAACAAGAAACUGAAGUACCUGAGCCUCACAUCGCGGGUCUGCCUGGAUGACCUUCUGCCCAGUAUCUCGGACUGUGGUGCUGCAGAGGAGGAGCCACAGGACCCCAGCCCUGACCCCUGCACCCAGUACCAGCAGCAGGUCAAAGAUCUGCAGGAGACUGUUACACAGCUACUGGAAGAAAAGAAACAGCUUGCUGGUCAAGUCCAGGAACUGCAGAGCAACACUGAGGAACAAACCAGCAGACUGGAGAAAGAACAAGCUGAGAUGGAAGAGCUGCAGAAUGUUCUGGAAAAACAAGCAAAAACAAUCAAAAGUUUCAACAGGGUGUCCAUGAUGGCGACCCAGGAGUACGAGGACCUUCGGCAGCAGCUGGACCUGGAGCAGAGUCUGAGGCAGGAGGCUGAGACUUUUGCUCAUGAGAUGCUGAUCAAGCAGAAGGAGGUGAAUCGACAGAGUGCAAUCCUCCUGCAGCAGGUAGACCCCAGCGUCCAGCUGCUGAAAGCCCUGGAGGAGGUGGCGUCCAUCACCAAAACCCUAGAGGAAGAGCGGCGGCAGAAUCAACUUAAGAUUCAGGAGCUGGAGUCCAACCUGAACAACUCAGUGCUGCAGAAGGAACUGGGAAUGUUGCAGAAACAGCUGGAAGUGGUUGAGGAGGAGCGGCGGGAAACAGAACAACGAUCACAAGAUACGGAGCAGAGGAACCGUGAGCUGGAGAUCCAAGUGAAAGAGUUGCAGGAGAAGCUGAGGUUCCAGGUGAUUGAAUCAGCUCCAUCCAUGGCACCUCCUCCACCACCACCACCAACGCCACCCCCUCCUCCUCCUCCCCCACCCCCUCCCCCCCCACCCCCUCCUCUACCAGCUACACGUUGCAACCCAUUAAGUUCCCUUAUUGCUAUAGUGCGGCGAUCAUCCAAGAAUACCAAGACACAGCCGAAACCUGAACCCAGCAACAACCAAACAGGAAUCGAUGAUGUGAAAGUAAAGGCUGUGAAUGAAAUGAUGGAACGGAUCAGACACGGUGUCAUGCUACGACCUGUGACACAUGUCUCAAAGAGGAAGGUUAGCCACAAGCCAUCGCCGGUGGAUGAGAAAGCGCAGGAGAGCGCCAUGGACGAGCUGAAGGGCAUAUUGGACUCUAUGAAGAAAAGCCCAAGUCGCGGGUUUCCGGACACGGGGCAGAAGGCAGAGAACGAGCUGGAGGUGGUUCUGAGGCGUAGACGGAAGCAAGCUUCAGACUACAGUCCAAGAGACGGAAGUGAUACAGAUGCCAGUGAUUCUGCCUCCACCAAGUCACUUAGCCUGAAGGACGGCGAUUACAGGAAGAGCAGUAACCUGCAGUCCAGCCCCGAGCCACGGGCUCCCAGCUCCGAAGACCGGGAGAGCAGCAGCUCCGGCAGCUAUGAAGAAAUUAAGAGAAAAUGUUCAACUAAAGAAGAGAUCAUUCAAGCCCAGGGUAUCCUUAUCACCGUAAAUGGGCAGUCCGACUCAGCGGAGCAGAGAAGCAGCCUGGUUCAGGACAGGAGCACAUCCGAGGGUGACAGCUUGAUCCAGGAAAGCCUGGAUGCAGAUUGUUGAUGGCAGCCAGGAGGUGGUGUUGUCAGGCAGCCUACAGCUAUUGUUGAAAAUGAUAACCUGGCCAUCUGACCAGAAGGCCUGUAAAUGUGCAGGUUCAAAUGACAUGGGUGACGUGUGACCCAGUGAGGUAGCUCACUGAGUUCGCUCAGCCUGAGGUACAGGCUCAGCUGGAGGGUAACUAACAUCCUUGGAAUAGAAUUCCUCCUCCAUCCUCCAGCGUGAUUAUUGCCUUUUCUGUUGGUGGGCAGAAAGUCACGGGCUGGAGGGUAUAGAGAGGAAUAUCUAAGGUACAUUCCUGUUGCCUUGCGCUGCAGAGUGCAGACUCACCUGACGUCACCGCCACAAAUGAGAGAAGUUUCACAGAUGUGUUCCAUAAAGUCCAUAACACCAGAUCUAGCUGUGGCCUUGACAGCCUCAUUUUAUUUUUCAUUUUAUUAAUUUUAUCAGCUCCUCAAAAAGAUUUGGCGUGAUAUUAGUCAUAACUAAUUACAGGUUCAACUACGACUACAUUAAAAUUCAUUCAGAUGUAAUGUUUGGAUUUGCUGGUGAUUAUUUUUUGCCAAUUUUCAUCCCAUCCUGUUGCCUCCUAACCACAACCUAGGGCUUGAUCAAGCAUAAUAUAAUACGGAAGGUGAGUGCAUUACUUGUUAUCUCCUGACCUCUGCCAACCAGGUGCUUCCUCUUCUAUGAACGUUUAGUCCAGCAUUACAAAACCUAUUCGUUUCUCACUCCAGUUGUUAUUGGCCACAAACAGCAGCUGUACCAUUCCAAUCACACAUUGCUAACAGCUUAGUAUCAGAAAUUGAUUAUUAAUUAGAUAACAUGAGUAGAAACCCCCUAUUAUAUAAUUCCUCUGAAACCUGAUCCUCCGGAUAUUUCUGUGUACAUUCUGUUGUAGGGGAAUGUCACUGAGGAGAACCACUGUCCUGUCUUCUGCUCAGUGCUGCCUCAUGAUUCCCAGUGGAGUACACAGGGCUGCUGCUGCACAUCUCACGGUAUAAUUAUCGUCACCUCUCGAGUCUCCAGCGUUUUCAUGUGAAAACAAUGUCAGUUUGAUGGGCACGACCAUGAAAGAGGGAGGACCAAAGAAACAGAACAUCUGCAGCAAGUGGUUAUUAAACUGGAGGAUAAUUCCAGACAAUAGGAUAUUCAUGCCACAUACUGCUCCCGUUUAGAGGCAUAAUAACAAUCAACAAAAUAAUAUUUACUUCAGCUGUACCUGGAGUGGUAAAGUUGCAGCCAGAACGUAGAAAUGUACAGCAUUAGGAACAGGCCCUUCGGCCCACAAUAUCAGUGCCGAACAUGAUGCCAAGACCAAGUCUUAUCUACCUGCAUAUAAUCCAUAUCCCCCCCCAUUCAAUGCAUAUCAUUGUGCCUAUUUAAAAGUUCAACACCACUACCGUAUUGUAUGGAAAGAGUAAAUGCGCAAGAUAAUUCUGCCAAUAUCCACCAUGGAGUUUGAGGAGAUGUGGAUUGUGGCUGCACUAUGAUGCAGAGACAGCGUUCCAUCCUGCUGCCAGACCGCUAAGAGGAGUUGCAGAGUCUGGCCAAUUUCCAGCUGUGUUGAAAACCUUUUCCAGUUCUCCAAUAACAUGGUCUUGAAUGAGAAAGUAGGGCUUUUUUUUAAUAGAUUGUUCAACUAAACCUGUUUAGCAGGAAAUAUUGCACAGAAACACAAUUCUAGUUACUCAACCUGAUGAUAACAUUUAGUUGAAAAGUCACAAUGGAAAAGUUUAAUUUUGCAAGCAGAAGGAGAUAAACUAUUUGCUGCACAAUGUGCGAGCUCACCGCAAGUCUGAUGGAAAGGCAAAUGAUCAAUGCAGCAGAAUAAUUAUCCAGAGACACACGAGACCAUAAAUGCUGGAUCGUGAACAAAAUUGGCUGGUGGAGGAACACACCAGAUUAGGCCUGACCCACUGAGUUCCUCCAUCAGAAGAAUGAUGUAAUCAGUUUAUACUGGAGCUGUGGU
Amblyraja radiata (thorny skate) is the source of this 3937-nucleotide messenger RNA. RefSeq names its product shootin-1-like. The record is from RefSeq and is a predicted model, not a curated record. Gene Ontology annotation, cellular component: cell leading edge; axonal growth cone; cytoplasm. The coding region runs from base 142 to 1968 and encodes 608 amino acids. Gene Ontology annotation, biological process: neuron projection morphogenesis; positive regulation of neuron migration. Lineage: Eukaryota; Metazoa; Chordata; Chondrichthyes; Rajiformes; Rajidae. The transcript has 17 exons.